AUGCAAUAUACAGCAAUACGGACUCUGAUCAAUCUAAUUAUCUACCUAUCUAUUCCUUAUCUAUCUAUCUAUCUAUCUAUCUAUGACGAGGCAGAUUUUUUUUCCCGCAUUUCUUCGUUUAUUUGUUUCUAUCUAUCUAUCUAUCUAUCUAUCUAUCUAUCUAUCUAUCUAUCUGUCCGUCUGUCUGUCUUUCUCUCUUUCUUUAUUUGUUUCUAUCUAUCUAUCUAUCUAUCUAUCUAUCUAUCUAUCUAUCUAUCUAUCUAUCUCAUUGAAUCAUAUAUAUCUCUUUGCUCAUAUCUAUCUAUCUAUCUAUCUAUCUAUCUGUCUAUCUAUCUAUCUAUCUAUCUAUCCUAUCCCAUUCGGAUCAUAGCUAUCUCAGUCUGUUUAUAUCUAUCUAUCUAUCUAUCUAUCUAUCUAUCUAUCUAUCUAUCUAUCCCAGUCUUUUCUUAUUUAUCUAUCUAUCUAUCUAUCUAUCUAUCUAUCUAUCUAUCUCUCUAUCUCAUUCGAAUCAUAUAUAUCUCACUUUGCUCAUAUCUAUCUAUCUAUCUAUCUAUCUAUCUAUCUAUCUAUCUAUCUAUCUAUCUAUCUAUCCCAGUCUUUUCUUAUCUAUCUAUCUAUCUAUCUAUCUAUCUAUCUAUCUAUCUAUCUAUCUAUCUAUCUAUCACUCUUGAUUAUUUGAUUUCUUUCUCUCUUUUUAUAUUUCUUCACUUUAUUUUAUUUUCCUUAAUUAAUUCUUUCUUUAUUCAUUCAGUCACUCAUUCAUUACUGUUAAUUUCCUUCUUCCAUUCCCUUUUUAUAUUUCGUCUCUUCAUUUUUUCUUUCAUUCAUUCUUUCCUUCCUACCUUCUUUCUUUCUUUCUUUCUUUCUUUCUUUUUCAUUGUUGUGUUUUUUCUUCUUCCUUUACCUUUUUUAUAA
This is a messenger RNA of Acanthosepion pharaonis, 915 nucleotides long. The record is from the annotation of a GenBank genome assembly. NCBI's taxonomy places the organism in Eukaryota, Metazoa, Mollusca, Cephalopoda, Sepiida, Sepiidae.